AUGAAUUUGACAUUUGUUCUACAAUUACAGGCUGUCUGUGCCCUGGCUGGGUUCUACGUUGGAGAGCAGUAUAGUGUUCCAUGGGCAACAACUGAUGUCCCGGCUGAGCUACAGAUGCAAAUAUUUCCCUUCGUCGAGGAUGCCCUGGCCAAUCUCCGCCAGGCACCUGAUACCAACUAUGGCACCAUCAAUUUCCUCGAGUUGCUGCAGCUGCUUCGUGGCUACUUCUGGCAGGUCAUUGCUGCAAUCCACGAGUCAUUCCCAGACUCUGCCCCUCUGAAACGGCUGCAGGUCAUUCAGUCUAGUGAGGCCAAGAUGUUCCUUCAGCAAUGGCCAAGGGCCAGGGAAGCUCUCGAGGCCACCGCACAAUCUGACCUUGCUAUCAGCAGUUCAUUUGGAGAGGCUGCCACUCAAAGCGCCUUUGUGUCUCUCGCAAACUCUCAGCGCCAAUCGGAUACCACCAUAAACACUAUCCUCUCCCACUGCAACUGGCUUCUUUGA
Suillus fuscotomentosus is the source of this 501-nucleotide messenger RNA. RefSeq lists its product as uncharacterized. NCBI's taxonomy places the organism in Eukaryota, Fungi, Basidiomycota, Agaricomycetes, Boletales, Suillaceae. The record is from RefSeq and is a predicted model, not a curated record. Gene Ontology annotation, molecular function: DNA binding. The transcript has 2 exons. The coding region runs from base 1 to 501 and encodes 166 amino acids.